AAAAUGUGUUAAAGCACAUGGUACUGCUAAUCACGUCGAUAAAUUUGACUCGUGUCCAUAUAAGAAUUCAAACACACGAGCAUUUGAACCUAGCUUUAGAUCAAACAAACGUGCCAGAAGAUUCCUUAAUUGAAUGGGGAGUGUUGAUCCAAAGUAACUUAUUCAGUUUUUGGCAAGGAAACGAAAGGGCUGAAGGGAGAUUUAUAACUGGGUCUGCCUGUUUGAGAGCAUUAACGGGAAUAAUGGAUAAAAUCACAGAAGUAUCAGGGCGUGCACCUGGAAAAGUUAUUCUCUGUGGAGAGCAUGCUGUAGUCCAUGGAUCCUCUGCGUUGGCUGCGUCUUUAGGUCUUUACACACAAGUACGGAUUCAAAGAUCCAAUUCUAAUUCUGUUGCAGCCGACCCAAAUGGGGAUUUGACUAUUAAUUUGAUAGACAUGAAAGUGUGUUUGACAUGGCCAAUUCAAAGGCUGGAAGCUGCUUUUCAAUCUCUGGAUAUUUUUGUUCCGGAUCCCCUCUGCAUCAAACCUUGUUCUACAGAGUUUAUGCAGUGUGUUGCAGCCCUGCUUAAUGAAGAAGAGUUUCCAGAAGCUAUAAUUGGUGUUGCGGAAGGAGUUUCAGCAUUUUUAUUCCUAUAUAUCUCCAUUAUUGGGUUUAAGCCUGCCACAGUGACUGUGACUUCAGAUUUACCUUUAGGGUCAGGGUUGGGAUCUUCUGCUGCCUUUUGUGUAUCAAUAUCUGGUGCUGUGCUUGCUUUAUCUGGUGCAUUACAUGUUGAUAUUCAUCAAGAUGUGUGGUUGAGCUUGGAUGGAAGCAAGCAAGAGGUAGUGAACAAGUGGGCUUUUGAAGGAGAAAAAAUCAUCCAUGGUAGACCUUCAGGCAUCGACAACACUGUCAGUACAUUUGGAAAACUGGUAAAAUUUAAGUCUGGCCACCUUACACAUAUCCAGCAUGCCUUCCCUAUCAAGAUGCUUAUAACCAAUACAAAGGUCGGACGGAACACUAAAGCACUAGUUGCUGGGGUGUCUGAGAGGUCAUCAAGGCAUCCAAAAGCUAUGAGUGCAGUAUUUGCUGCAGUUAAUGCCAUCAGUGAGGAGAUGGCAGAAAUUAUUCAAGCACCUGCCUCAGAUGAUAUAUCCAUCAGUGAACAGGAAGGAAAUCUGGAAGAGUUGGUGGAGAUGAAUCAAGGCUUGCUCCAGAGUAUGGGUGUCAGUCAUCCUUGCAUUGAAGCUGUACUAAAAACAACUUCAAAAUACAAAUUAUGCUCUAAGUUGACAGGAGCUGGUGGGGGAGGCUGUGUGUUGACUUUAUUGCCAAAGUUAUUAUCUGCCAAGGUAGUUGAGAAAGUAAAGGUUGAUUUGGAGUCUCAGGGAUUCCAGUGCUUCCUAGCAACAGUCGGUGGUGAAGGAAUUCAAGUUUCCUUCCAAUGCCAAAGUGCAUAAUGAUAGAUGUGUUGGGCAUGUCUGUAGAAUAUCAUUUUGUGGCAAAGUUAUGGCAAUUUGACUCAAUUUACAGAUUGUCUUUGUACGUAACUAUUGAAUGUUGCGUAUUGGAGUAUCCUUGUCAAAAAAAAUUCAGAAAUAAUAGAGAUCCUAUGAAUUAUAAUUUUUAAGUGUGCUGCUGUAUUUAUUUUAACAUGGUAGGAAAAGGUAAUGAUGUAUGAAAACGUCCACAUAUUGGGUUAUUUUGGUUUUA
Messenger RNA from Cryptomeria japonica (Japanese cedar), 1692 nucleotides. RefSeq names its product mevalonate kinase. Lineage: Eukaryota; Viridiplantae; Streptophyta; Pinopsida; Cupressales; Cupressaceae. The record is from RefSeq and is a predicted model, not a curated record. Gene Ontology annotation, molecular function: ATP binding; mevalonate kinase activity. Gene Ontology annotation, cellular component: cytoplasm. The transcript has 5 exons. Bases 18 to 1439 code for a protein of 473 amino acids. Gene Ontology annotation, biological process: isoprenoid biosynthetic process.